AUGGUUGCUUAUCGAUUGAAUCUUCCAGAUGAGCUAAGUCAGAUCCAUAACACAUUCGGUGGAGGAGAGCUCUGGAAGUGUGUAUCAGAUGAAUCUACAAUUAUUUCAUUGUGUGACAUUCAGGUGGAGGAGAGCCUGAAUUAUGUUGAGAAGCCCAUUGUAGUUCUGGAUAGAAAUACUAAGGCUCUUUGCAACAAAGAUGUGAAGCCAGUGAAGGUGCAAUGGCAACACUGGAGAGGCUCCGAAUGGACCUGGCAGCCAGAGGACGAGAUGAGAAAGCAUUAUCCAGAUCUUUUCGCAUCAGCAGACUUCGAGGAUGAAGUAUAG
Messenger RNA from Lactuca sativa (garden lettuce), 327 nucleotides. RefSeq lists its product as uncharacterized. NCBI's taxonomy places the organism in Eukaryota, Viridiplantae, Streptophyta, Magnoliopsida, Asterales, Asteraceae. The record is from RefSeq and is a predicted model, not a curated record.